Scomber scombrus (Atlantic mackerel) is the source of this 10461-nucleotide messenger RNA. Its product is annotated as voltage-dependent T-type calcium channel subunit alpha-1I-like. Lineage: Eukaryota; Metazoa; Chordata; Actinopteri; Scombriformes; Scombridae. Gene Ontology annotation, molecular function: voltage-gated sodium channel activity; low voltage-gated calcium channel activity. Gene Ontology annotation, cellular component: neuron projection; voltage-gated calcium channel complex; voltage-gated sodium channel complex. The record is from RefSeq and is a predicted model, not a curated record. Bases 1 to 7059 code for a protein of 2352 amino acids. The transcript is spliced from 36 exons. Gene Ontology annotation, biological process: neuronal action potential; positive regulation of calcium ion-dependent exocytosis; calcium ion import.
AUGACGAGCGAGGAGUGUCCUGUGCCGCUGGGGAGCAUUUCCUCAGCAGUGCCAGGGCAGAAUGAGGAAUAUUGCUUGGCGCAGGCUGAUGACAUCAUUGAGGAAGUGGGUCCAGGUGACGAUGUCAGUAUCGGCAGUGACCUAAGCGCUAUUGUGGUGCCUUUCCCAGAGCUGGCGCCUGUGGUCUUCUUCUGCCUCAAGCAGACCACCUGUCCUCGCAACUGGUGCAUCCGUAUGGUUUCCAGCCCGUGGUUCGAGAGGAUUAGCAUCAUGGUGAUUCUUCUCAACUGUGUGACACUUGGCAUGUACCAGCCCUGUGAGAACAUCGACUGCACCUCGGACCGCUGCCAGAUACUACAGGCUUUUGAUGCAUUCAUCUACAUCUUCUUUGCACUUGAGAUGGUGGUAAAGAUGGUGGCCCUAGGAAUCUUUGGGCGUCGAUGUUAUCUGGGAGACACCUGGAACAGGCUGGAUUUCUUCAUCGUCAUGGCUGGGAUGGUAGAGUACUCACUGGACCUGCAGAACAUCAACCUAUCGGCCAUAAGGACGGUGCGGGUCCUUCGGCCCCUCAAAGCCAUCAACAGAGUGCCAAGUAUGCGUAUCCUGGUGAACCUGCUGCUGGACACUCUACCAAUGCUGGGCAAUGUGCUACUGCUCUGCUUCUUCGUCUUCUUCAUCUUCGGGAUCAUUGGCGUGCAGCUGUGGGCGGGGUUACUCCGGAACCGCUGCUACCUUGAGGAGAACUUCACUCUCUCUUCAGGUAUGGCCCUGCCAGCUCCGUACUACCAGCCAGAGGAAGAUGAUGAACGACCCUUCAUUUGCUCCCUGCCGUCUGAUAACGGCAUCAUGUCAUGUUCUGAUGUGCCGGCGAGGCGUGAAGGAGGCCGCACAUGCUGCCUGGACAAGGAGGACGCGCUCCACAGACAGGCUCUGGGCCUGAGUCCUGAGCCCAUGGCAAACGGUAGUGGUCCUGGUGAUGCAAUGGGUCUGUGCAUCAACUGGAACCAGUAUUACACCCGCUGCCACACAGGGAGUAGUAACCCCCACAAAGGUGCCAUCAACUUUGACAACAUUGUCUAUGCCUGGAUAGUAAUUUUUCAGGUGAUCACUCUGGAGGGCUGGGUAGAGAUCAUGUAUAAUGUAAUGGAUGCCCAUUCCUUCUACAACUUCAUCUACUUCAUCUUACUCAUCAUUAUUGGUUCAUUCUUCAUGAUCAACCUGUGCCUGGUGGUUAUCGCCACUCAGUUCUCAGAGACCAAACAGCGGGAACACCAGCUGAUGCAGGAGCAAAGGGCUCAGUGCCUGUCUUCCUCCACCCUGGCCAGCAUGGCUGAACCGGGAGAUUGUUACGAGGAGAUCUUCCAGCUGGUCUGCCAUGUCCUCCGCAAGGCUAAGAGGAGAUCGGCAGCUCUCUACUACACGCUGAGGGGCAAGCCCCCCCCUCCUGGUGGAGGCAGGGGUAACAGGCGAGGUGGAGGGAAUGUGAAUGGAGAGCGCCACCAUUCAAAGCACCCAAAAUUAUCCCACUGUCCGCACCAAAGCAAACAAGACCAUGAAUCUCAACCUCUAGCCAACUCCAUCAGUCUGGCUGUGCCCCAGAAUCCAGAGGACUGCCCUGUAUGUGCAUUAUCACUAAAAGAGGGUGCAAAGAGAGACUCGGCCAAUGGAGAGGAAGAUGAGGAGGAUGCUGUGAAUGACACGGGCAAGGAGGAGAACCACUUAGAGGAGAGGGGAGAUGGAGAGAGGAAAAAGAAAAGGAGGACAUGCUUUGGAUAUUGUAGGCACAUUUGGAAUGAAAUGAGGAAGAAAUUGUGGGGCAUUGUGGAGAGCAAGUACUUCAGCAGGGGCAUCAUGAUCGCUAUUCUCAUCAACACCAUCAGUAUGGGCAUCGAACAUCAUAACCAGCCGGACGAGUUGACAAAUGUCCUGGAAAUCUGCAACAUUGUCUUCACCAGCAUGUUCACCUUGGAGAUGAUCUUAAAGCUGACCGCUUUUGGCUUCUUUGAGUACCUGAGGAACCCCUAUAACAUCUUCGACGGCAUCAUUGUCAUCAUCAGUGUGUGUGAGAUCAUCGGCCAGGCAGACGGCGGUCUGUCAGUGCUGAGGACCUUCAGGCUGCUCAGGGUCAUCAAGCUGGUGAGGUUCAUGCCUGCUCUGAGGCGGCAGCUGGUGGUACUGAUGAAGACGAUGGACAACGUAGCCACUUUCUGUAUGCUGCUCAUGCUUUUCAUCUUCAUAUUCAGUAUCCUGGGGAUGCAUAUUUUCGGUUGUAAGUUCAGUCUGAAGACAGAAGCUGGAGACACAGUGCCUGACAGGAAGAACUUUGACUCCCUGCUCUGGGCUAUCGUCACUGUCUUUCAGAUUCUGACCCAGGAGGACUGGAACAUGGUGUUGUACAAUGGCAUGGCGUCCACCUCGCCUUGUGCUGCCCUCUACUUUGUAGCUCUUAUGACUUUUGGAAACUACGUGCUCUUCAAUUUACUGGUUGCCAUCUUGGUAGAGGGUUUCCAAGCUGAGGGAGAUGCAAACCGCUCUUACUCGGAUGAUGACAGGUCUUCCUACAAUUUUGAGGAGAAUGAUAAGCAGAAAGACACUCUGCAUGUAUCAGACCCAAAGAUCUGUACACUGACCCCUAAUGGGCACCUAGACUUGUCCCCACUGCCCGUCGGUCUGUUUCCAGGAGAGAGGCUGACCUUUGCUCUCGGAUCCAGGAAGAACAGUGUUAUUUCUCUUGGCAGGGCCAGCCUGGAACAGAAGGCUGUGUAUCCAGGUCGGAGUUACAACAACUGGGGCCGCCCACUGGCUCCCCAGCCUCAGGCCUUGUGGGCCCGUCGUUCCAGUUGGAACAGCCUGGUAGGAUGCCGUCCCUGCUCCUCCUCAUCUCCCUCUGCUAGUCCAGCCUUCACACCCACCUCUGCAAGGCCUUUCUAUGGCUACGGCCUAGGCAGUCUGGGAGGGGUGGUUGGAGGAAGCCUUCGUAUCCGGGGCCCUCGUGCGUCUUCGCCGAUCCCGCACGAGGAGGAAUCUCUUCUCUCUCCUCCUGCUGUUGCUCCCAAUGCUCUUCACCUUCCCCAUCCUAUGCUCCCGGGCCAUUUUCUACCCAGGAGGGAUCGCAGAGCUCUAUCGCUAGAGCUGCCCCACAUGCUACAGGUCCCAGGAGCCCCACACCCUCCACCACCACCACACCACCUGCUGCCCCAAAGGAAGAAGAGCUUCUCUGGGGGGAUGAUAAUCACUGGAGGUGGUGGUGGUGGGCUUGAUAGCCUGGGUGGCUUAGUAGGGGUUCACCAAGACUGUAAUGGGAAGACUCCACUGUCGCAGCUUCUCCAGCCCCCUAUUAGACACCCGAAUGAGCAGGCUGGAGGGGCAAACAAUCAGGGCCAGUUGAUGGCUGAAGUCUUCCCCCAGGUUAACACACGCAGCAAGGACCAGGAGGACCUGGAUGAUGAUAUUGAAUAUAGCUUGUGCUUCCGCAUCCAGAAGAUGUUAGAAGCGUACAGGCCAGACUGGUGUGAGAGCAGAGAGGACUGGUCUAUCUUCCUAUUCUCCCCACGGAACAAGUUCAGACAGAUAUGCCAGUCCAUCAUAGCCCACAAGCUGUUUGACUAUGUGGUGUUGGCAUUCAUCUUCUCCAACUGCAUCACAGUGGCUCUGGAGAGGCCCAAGAUACUACAGGGCAGCUUGGAAAGAGUCUUUCUCACCAUCUCCAACUACAUCUUUACUGCCAUCUUUGUGAGCGAGAUGACACUCAAGGUGGUUUCCAUGGGUCUGUAUGUGGGUGAACAGGCUUAUUUGCGUAGCAGCUGGAAUAUUCUGGAUGGAUUCCUGGUCUUUGUGUCUUUGAUUGACAUUGUUGUGUCCAUGGCGGGUGGGGCUAAGAUCCUGGGUGUACUUAGAGUACUCAGGCUGCUCAGAACAUUGCGUCCCCUCAGAGUGAUUAGCAGAGCUCCAGGUCUGAAGCUGGUGGUGGAGACCCUCAUCACUUCGCUCAAACCCAUUGGCAACAUCGUCCUCAUCUGCUGUGCUUUCUUCAUCAUCUUUGGCAUUCUUGGUGUUCAGCUGUUUAAAGGCAAAUUCUUCUACUGCUUUGGCCCUGAUGUCAAAAACAUCACCAAUAAGUCUGACUGUCUGCAAGCCAACUACAAGUGGGUCCACCAUAAGUACAACUUUGACAAUCUGGGACAGGCUCUGAUGUCCCUGUUUGUACUCGCCUCAAAGGAUGGCUGGGUGAACAUCAUGUAUCAUGGUCUGGAUGCUGUGGCUGUGGACCAACAGCCGGUGACCAACAACAACCCAUGGAUGCUGCUGUAUUUCAUCUCCUUCCUCCUCAUCGUCAGCUUCUUUGUCCUCAACAUGUUUGUUGGCGUGGUGGUGGAGAACUUUCACAAGUGCCGCCAACACCAAGAGGUGGAGGAGGCCAAGAGGCGUGAGGAGAAGCGUCAGCGGCGCAUGGAAAAGAAGAGGAGAAAGGCUCAGAAGCUGCCCUACUAUUCCAGCUAUGGCCACGUGCGCCUGAUGAUCCACACACUGUGCACAAACCACUACCUGGACCUCAUCAUCACCUUUAUCAUCUGCAUCAACGUCAUCACCAUGUCCCUCGAGCACUACAAUCAGCCUCAUUCACUGGAUCUCGCCCUGAAGUACUGCAACUAUUUCUUCACCUCCACUUUUGUGCUGGAAUCAAUACUCAAACUCAUCGCCUUUGGCUUCCGCCGCUUCUUCAAAGAGAGGUGGAACCAGUUGGAUCUGGCCAUUGUGCUUCUGUCAGUGAUGGGUAUCACUCUGGAGGAGAUUGAGAUUAGUUCCGCCCUGCCCAUCAACCCCACAAUCAUCAGGAUCAUGAGAGUACUACGGAUAGCACGAGUUUUGAAGCUGCUGAAGAUGGCGACAGGAAUGAGAGCCCUGUUGGAUACAGUGGUCCAAGCCCUGCCUCAGGUGGGUAACCUGGGCCUGCUCUUUAUGCUACUGUUUUUCAUCUACGCCGCCUUAGGAGUAGAGCUUUUCGGAGAACUUGUUUGCAAUGAAGACUACCCAUGUGAGGGUAUGAGUCGUCACGCUACUUUUGAGAACUUUGGCAUGGCCUUCCUUACCUUGUUUCAAGUCUCCACGGGCGACAACUGGAAUGGCAUUAUGAAGGAUACAUUGCGGGAGUGUCCACCAGACAAUGGCAUAGAUGUGGACUACGCCUGCAAUCCAAGCCUUCAGUUUAUCUCGCCCAUGUACUUUGUCUCCUUCGUGCUCACCGCCCAGUUCGUGCUCAUCAAUGUGGUGGUGGCCGUGCUGAUGAAGCACCUGGACGACUCCAACAAGGAGGCCCAAGAGGAGGCGGAGAUGGAUGCAGAAAUUGAGCUGGAGCUAGCCCAGGGCACCCUCUGUUGCAUGGGCGCCCCCGGCUGCGGGGGUGGGGGGGUUGAGAAAGGACUGGUCGCAGCUGCAUCGGGGCCUGGAUGCACAGCGGGGGGAAAGGACAGAGGAGGUGUAAGAGGAGAGAGGGGAGAUGGAGUUAGGAAGAUCCGACACGCAGAAGCCAGCGCUCACCCAGGAGUGUACAAUUCCCGCGACUGCAGCCGGACCCUGUACUCACCAGCACAAGAGAGCCAGUGGUUGGACAGCGUCUCUCUGCUGAUCAAGGAUACGUUAGAGGGGGAGAUGCUGAUGAUCGACAACCUCUCCGGUUCUGUCUUCCACCACUACUCCUCUCCUCCACCUGUCUGCAAAGACUGCAGGGGCCACCCACAAGAGCAGAUCAGGAUGGCAGAGAUUGAGCAAGCAUCACUGAAGUCAGAGCAACUCUCAGACAAGUCAUCAUCCCCUGCCCUGCCAGAUGACCUCAGCCUGGAUGAACAUACAGCCUACCAGCUGCUGGCACGAGAGGGCAAGGGAAGGGGCAGCAGCGACUCCCGCAGCUCUGAGGAGACCGCGGGUGGAGGAGGUCAUGUAGGAGUUCACCAGACUCAGAUCGUAGUGCAGAGCCAGGUGCAGGGGCUCAGCAAGCUGUGCAGGGCCCUCAGCAAUGGUGUUGAGAGGGAAACGACACUACAGGAGAUGGAGAUGCAAACACAUCAACCAAAUAUGUGCUCACCUCGGUGCAGCCCUGGUGGCGUUUCCAGCAGCAGCAACAAGGAGAUAAACACAGAAGGAGAAGAAGGAGCCAGUGGUAUCUCUCCUCUCUUACAUCUGCCUGCAGACUUCUUCCACCCUGCAGGAGCAGCCAUCCCAGCACCUCCCCGCAGUAGGAGCCUGAGAUUGUCCAGGGGCCUCAGGCUGACCUCCCCCGCCUCCUGGGCCUCACUACGCUCACCAGGAGCCCAUAGCAAGAUGCUCUGUACACAGUACCCAUCUCACAGUGACUCAUCCCUUGCAACGGGCAGCUCUGAAGGCAGCCUCCAGACCACCCUGGAAGAAGGACUGAGCUUCAGCGUUUCUCCACCACAGAAUUUGGAGUUGCCCACAGCUCCCUUGCCACUUGUGUGCCCACUUCCGCUGCCCGAAGACAGCACCACACUCUCUUCCCCAGUCCAGACCCUGAGACCGAGACAGAGCUCCUCAUCAGCUUUAACUCUCCAGGCCACUAGGGGCCACCAACGGAGCCAGAGCAGUGGGCGAGGUAGCACCAGCCCUGGCUACACCCGUGAUGACUCAAUUGACCCUUCAGAUGAGGAUCUGGGCAUUGUCAUUGGAUCAUCAAUUGGUGGUUGUGGCUCCAGCCAAGCAGGCAACAGUGAACACUUGUCAGAGACACUGAGCAGCUUGUCGCUGACAUCACUGCUGUCGCCCAGCUCUCUGGUAUACCCCGGAGGAGCAGUGAAGAAGUGCAAUAGCACAGGUAGCCUGGACCAAGGGGGAAUGCUGCUGUCAUCCCGGGGAAGGGAAGGCCGCAGAGAGAUUCUGGGCCUGGAGCUUAUGGACCCUCAAGGCUUCUUGGCCAACCCCUGGACAGGGGUAUUACCUGAGACAAGAAGAGGAGAUGGAAGAAGGGACAUAGGAGAUGGAGAGCAUGGGUUCAAAGGGAAGAGCUCAAGCCAAACAACAGUGGGGCCUUGUCGUAAAAACAGAUGAAACCUACCUAACAUUUUCUUUGUGUCUCCAUUCCUUGGAUCUAAACCCAUUGCUGUCCCUUGCACUCUCUCUGUUCCCAUCAAUGAGAGAGAGGCUUGAUGACACAUGAUUUCCUGUAUUCCUCAUCUUGCCCCUUCAACCCCUCUCUAUACAUUUGUGACAAGCCCAUGUCCUGGUUUUGCUACCUGGGGGAGUGAUCUUGGUUAUAGUCUCCUGGUUGAGGAUACACAGUAGCCUGCGGAGUUAAGGCCCAAGGGCUGAAGAUAGGCCCUUGUACACCUCUUGGGGCUGUAACUGUAGGGGGGGCCAUGGAAGGCUCUGCUCACACUGGGACACCAGGAGGCUCACUCAUAUCUGAGUUAGGAGCAGAGACAAAAGAGCUUAAACUCACAGACACAAGAAAGAGUCUUGUUGUUGCUCUAAUGUAGUUUCCUUUUCUCCAUGUCAGCAAGGUUAGAAAUGCAAAAAUAGAAAUUUCCAUACUGAAAUAGAUAUCCAUGCCAACAUAGACCGUUUUGAUUUGUUUAUGUCUGUGAGGCAGUGCAACAAGUAAGUGGGAGGAGGCUCAGAGAUGGCAGAAUAUAUCAAGGCGGAAGGAAGGCUAGGGAAGGAGAAGUCAGGCCAUUUGUUUGGCUGGGAAAGCAGAAAGCGGAUCUAAUGUCCAUCUGUUCUGGCAGACGGAACAACAGGUCCUAUUCACUCUGGCAUAGGACCUUCUGCUGAGAUCAGAGUAAAAUGCAAGGUGGAGGAGAGUUCGAGAGUGUGUGCUUAUGAUGUGUGUUUGUGUGUGAGAGCACUGCCUCAGGUAUCCAAGGCAUGAAUUAAAUCAUCCUCAUCACCUCACCAUACCUCUGUAUUUUCAAGACAGGAGAGUAGUAUUGACUGAUCAAAGCUUUGUGCCUCUGUCAACUCGGUCUUGAGUGGCAGCGGAAAAUGAAAAGAAAUUGAUGGAUUGCAGAGGUGUAACCGUGCAUGGAGUGAUUCGUGAAAUUGGUAUAUUUUUCAUUCUAUCUCCAGCAUCUCUCACUCACUCAAACUUGAAAAGAAAUGUUUAUGAAAGAGGGCUUGGUCGGAUGGACUUUACAAAGCCCCAUCUGAAGAAACAAUGAUGCACGUUUGUGGCAGCCUUGUGUGCACCAAAAAAAAAUUGGUUCACAGCUACAUAACAAAGCGAGACUUUAAGCACACUCGUUUUUUGACACCACUUCCUCUCACCAAGGAUUUGAGAUGAACGGACAAAACCACAAGGGAUGCGAGGGACCUCGACUGCAUGAUGGAAUUGCAUUUAACCAAGAUUUUUAUCAAUAUACAGAGUGUAUCAAGAUGUCAAUGUUGGGUGAUAACCAUGUGAUUUCUAUUCCACUAUUUUUGUAGAAAAGAGAAUAAGCACGUGCAAGUGUUGCCGUUACUUUGUUCCUAUUUCAUUUAAACCCAUACAGUCUCUUUGACUUGUUGUCUAGGACUUUUUGUCUGCCAGUGGCUUCCAGUUUUAUAACAUUUUUUAAGGUGUGGACAUUGUAUAAAACAACAAAGCAAAAAAUUUCAAACAAACUUUGUGCGCUGAAGUGAUUGUUCCCUCCAGCCCAUUUCUCUUUGGGAACGCUGGUUCCUCUUGGAUUUUUCUUUUUUCAGAUGUUGGAGUCCCAGGGGACAACCAGAGAUGGGAACAGCCAUAUUCACUCAGCACAUGAGGAUCGUUCUAGCUCACAGACAUUCCUGGCUGCACACAGGGAACUUUGUUUGCUUUUAGCCUCUUAUGCUAAAAAAAAAAAAAAAAAGAAGAAAAAAAACAUGAAUAGUGUAAACCAUCUCUAUGAAAGCUUUAAUUUGAGAAUUACACCACAACAUAUCGAUUACGAACACAUUAGUGUUCCUUAAGCAUGGUUCUGGGAUUGCAAUACAGUAUGCUUAUUAUUGAAAUGAUGCACUCAUCUUCUCUUCCCCCAUCUCUCCGCACAUACAGUAUGUUGUAGCAACCCUUUCACAUGCCACAUUGUUUCAUAUCAAAGGGUCACACUGUAACAAUGAACAAAACUUUGCAUCUUUUCAUGCAAAAUUACUUUGGCUUUUGCCGCUUGAUUAAUUACUCCAUCCAAAAAUGAGAUGCUCAACUUAAAGCCUGAUUUCUAGAGGUAGACUGUUGUAUCCCUAGUGUUUUGAUCAUUACCUUACUUUUUUAAUUUCUCAAAGAGAAUGAGGUGAUGUGAGAAAAUCCGAGGGGUUUUUUUAUCAUGCAAAAUCACUUUGAUGACUAUGUUUUAUCACAUGGUGUUGGGUAUUAAUGAGUGAUAGCAAAGACAGUUGUGUGUGUGCGUGCGUGUGUGUUGUUUAUGACUUCAGGUGAAGUAGUGAUUGCCUUUUCCUGAAGUGUCCUGUUUGUCAGUGGGGAUACCUGAGAAGGUUAAAGAGGGAUAACAUGAAACAACCAAGGGCUGUUUUAGCUUGAAAGAUAUAUCCUCUUAUCUUUCUGAGACAAAUUUCAAUGAAUAUGGAGUCAAAGGUUAAAGCCUGACUACACAGCAAUAAAUGUUCUAUGUGUAUGCCCUGAGUAAAUGAUGUCAAUGUGAUUUUUAUCUCCUCAGAAUAUAACAGUAUUCAUUACUGUCUGUUGUUGCUUCUACUUGUCUGAACUGAAAACCAAUCAGAUAACACCUCUGCCCUCUCAGAGACCAAACAGUCUCCCAGUCAGUAGUGAGAUGGGCCACAAUUGGACAAACAUGAACAAAUUAGCUUAUUGAACUCAGGUCAGGGGGUAAAAACCACUAGUAAAAUUUUAGAAAUAGCUGUAAAGGUGUGCUCAGACUCAACACAAAGUGAAUUUUCACCUCGCUUCAUGCGCACAACUAUAACUGCUGGAGUGCACUGGAGCCAAUGCACCAACAGUACAGAUGUUAGCUGUAGCUAGCUAACAGUAUGUGUGAGUGGAGUGUGCCUUUGUACAGUAUAUGUGUGCCACAGCUAAGACUGAUUUCAAAACUUACCACAACUCAAGUUUUUUGGGGUUUUUUUUCUUCUUGUCUCAACUGCUUGGAGAAAAAGCACACUUUUUUCACUCAAAUGUCAAUAUGAGCUGCCUGGAGCGAACAUGUGUCCAACUGCGACUCUACACUGAAUUUGUAUGCAAUCACGCUGCCUCUAAAAUUUGCUUUGUGUUCAGUCUGAAAACGCCUUAUGAGUGUACAAUUCACAUUUGUACAUAUCUUUGUAUGUUGAUCUGCAUGUGUACAUUGCUGCCAGUGACCAUGAUUAUAUCGUUAGUAUGCAUUUCAUAAAAUUGUACAAAGUUAGAGGGAAUGCCCCAGUGUUUUUUGACUGCUGCUAAUUAAUGCACACACAAAAAAUCUGAUGGAGACGCAAAAAGCUUUUUUCUUCCAACGUAUCCUUAAUAUGAUUGUAAAAUGA